Molecule: messenger RNA, 2204 nt
Organism: Cajanus cajan (pigeon pea)
Lineage: Eukaryota; Viridiplantae; Streptophyta; Magnoliopsida; Fabales; Fabaceae
Source: RefSeq, a predicted model, not a curated record
UGGAGAAAAACCAAAAAGGUCCUACAUUAAAAAAUAAGAAAACAGGAAAACAUGAAAAGGAACACAAUAGGAAUCAUCAGAACCAAAAGUGGGAAAAGGGAAAUGGAGGAAAAGAUUAUUGGUAAACUUUUUAAAAAUACUUUAUUUUAAGAGGGUGAGACAGAGCCACAAGAGAUUCAAUCAAUGAAAGAUAUAUGAUAUAUAAGUGGAUCCACCCCAUACCCAACGAAACCCCAUUAUAGAUAUCUAAGGCUUUAGAAUAAAUUUGAUUAGUGUGCAGUACCAACCACAACCAAACUUUGUUGUGCUUUUCUUGCUUAGUUGCAGUGAGUUUUGACUAUUUGGCAAAGAGUUUGUGAGAUCUGAAAAAGUGACACAAAUGGGUGUCAAUGUGGGGGUUUUUUGUGCUGUGUUUGUAUUGGCAACACAAGCAAUAGGGGUUCCUGCAAUUGCACCGUGGAAGAAGCUGCAUGCACCAUGGAAGAAGCAUCCUAAAGGAAAUAACUUGCCCCAAAAGCGAACUCUCCCCAUUGAUACCGUAUUCAAACUUCAUGCCCCUAUUACAACUUCUUCUUGGCCUCCAGGUGGUAAUUUUGCAACUGAAAUAAUUGAUCUUGGUGGGCUGCAAGUGUCUGAAAUAUCAACAUUCAACAAAAUUUGGGGCACCUAUGGUGGUGGACCUGAUGAUCAAGGUUUCACAAUUUUUGAACCAUCAGGAAUACCACAAGGUUUCUUUAUGUUGGGUAGCUAUAGCCAACCCAACAACAAGCCUCUUUUUGGAUGGGUUCUGGCGGCAAAAGAUCUAUCUACAAACACCAGUAACCCCACUUUAAAACCACCAAUUGAUUACAUGCUUGUAUGGAACAGUGCAUCUGACGAUGGUCCCAUCUAUGUUUGGCUACCAACAGCACCUGAUGGGUACAAAGCUGUAGGUCAUGUUGUCACCACCACACCAAAUAAGCCUUCCCUUGACAAAAUCAGGUGUGUCAGGUUAGACUUCACUGACCAAAGUGAGACAAGUUCAUUGAUUUGGGGAUCAGACAACUUUAACGUUUAUGAUGUUAGACCAAGCAAUAGGGGAAUCCAAGAUCCUGGUGUUAGAGUAGGCACCUUUGUUGUACAAAAUGGGAGUUCUAGCAGUCCAUCUAUUGCUUGCUUGAAAAACACCAAUUCUAUCCCAAAAUACAUGCCUACCCUACAACAAAUCACGACAAUACUCCAAGUUUACUCUCCAGUUAUGUACUUGCAUCCUGAUGAAGUAUACUUUCCAUCUUCUGUGGAGUGGUUUUUCUCCAAUGGGGCACUUCUAUACAAGAAAGAUCAAGAGUCAAGUCCUAUCUCAAUAGCACCAAAUGGCACUAACCUACCUCAGGAUCCUCACAAUGACGGUGCCUAUUGGUUGGACCUUCCUGUUGAUUCAACUAAAAGAGAGAGGGUCAUGAUGGGAGAUUUGCUAAGUGCUAAAAGUUAUGUACAUGUGAAACCAAUGCUUGGAGGAACCUUCACUGACAUUGCCAUAUGGGUAUUCUACCCUUUCAAUGGACCCGCAAGAGCAAAAGUAGAGUUCCUCACUAUUAAUUUGGGGAAGAUAGGUGAACAUGUCGGUGAUUGGGAGCAUGUGACACUAAGGGUAAGUAACUUCAAUGGUGAACUAAAGCAUGUUUAUUUCUCACAACAUAGUAAAGGUAUGUGGCUUGAUUCCUCCCAACUUGAGUUCCAAAGUGGCAACAAACCACUAUAUUAUUCUUCUUUGCAUGGCCAUGCAUCAUACCCACAUGAAGGCCUUAAUUUGAUAGGGUCAAAUAAAGUAGGCAUAAGGAAUGACACUGCUAAAGGUGACAAUUUCAUGGAUAUGGGGGCAUUUGAAUUAGUUUCUGUUGGGUAUUUGGGUUCUGAUGUUGUAGAGCCUCCAUGGUUGAAUUACUUUAGGGAAUGGGGUCCUAAAAUUGAUUAUACUAUAGAUGAAGAGUUGAAGAAGCUUGAGAAGUUAUUGCCAGGAAAACUUAAAUCUGCUUUGGAAGACAUCGUGAGGAGUUUGCCUAGUGAGGUGUUGGGAGAGGAAGGACCCACAGGUCCAAAGGAGAAAGAUAAUUGGAGUGGAGAUGAAAGGUGAAGAUUAUAGAGUUUAGUUAAAUUAAUUGUUUCAAACUACAAAAUAAUUUGUGGCGAUGUUAAUUAAUAAUAUUAUUGUGUUCAAAGUGGAA